AUGGAUCAACAGCUAAUUCAGGCAGCAUGGAACGGCGAUGUUGAUUAUCUUCUUAAAGAACUCGACCGAAGUCCAUCUACCCUUCAUGCCGUGGUGCUGGAAGCAACAGUGAUCAAACUGAGGCUUGAAUUUUCAAGAGAGCUUAACCAUGACGGUUUUAGCCCUUUGCACAUAGCGGCUGCUUGUGGGCAUGUUGAAAUUGUGAGGGAGCUUCUCAGAGUUGCCUUUGAUUUGUGUUUGAUCAAAGGAAAAGAAAACAGAAAGAUUCCUCUUCAUUUGGCUUUUAUCAAGUACAGAUUCUAUCGAGUGCACACGGCUCAAGUUAUUAGCAAGGAGAAGAUGGAGUUGAAUUCCAUAAACAAGUAUGGUUUGACACCACUUGAUAUCCUACUAAUGUUUCAAAGCGAAUCUGGUGAUCGAGAGAUUAUCGAGAUUCUCAACGAAACCGGAGCUCUAAAGGCCGACAAACUAAAAUCUCAGGUGGAUACAUGA
This is a messenger RNA of Helianthus annuus (common sunflower), 492 nucleotides long. RefSeq names its product ankyrin repeat domain-containing protein 49-like. Gene Ontology annotation, molecular function: protein binding. The transcript is spliced from 3 exons. The coding region runs from base 1 to 492 and encodes 163 amino acids. NCBI's taxonomy places the organism in Eukaryota, Viridiplantae, Streptophyta, Magnoliopsida, Asterales, Asteraceae. The record is from RefSeq and is a predicted model, not a curated record.